AUGGGUCAAAUCAAUAAAGUGUUGAUUGUUGGCGCAGGCAUAGCCGGUCUUUCUCUUGCAAUCGCCCUUCGCAAACGUGGUGUAGUGGUUGAGAUUUUUGAAAGAACGCCUGAGCUCAGUGAGGUCGGCGCAGCGAUCUCGGUAGCGCCCAAUUCUACUCGGGUCCUGUUAUCCUUCGGUUUUGAUCCAAAACGCGCUCGUGCCACUGACGCCGGGCCCCAAUAUGAAUAUAAUAAGGAUGGUGUUGUUGUUGAUUCACUCGACCUUCGGGAUAUUGUUCGUGAUGUUGGUGCACCUUGGUGGUUUCUUCAUCGUGCAGACUUGCAAUUUGAGCUACUCCGAAUCGCAACUAGUGAUCGGGAUGAAUGCUGGGGUCCUCCAGCAAUGCUGAGACUCGGCGUUAAUAUUAUACGUGUGGACUGUGGAAGUGGGGUCAUCGUCUCGGAUAAAGGUGAAAGCUUCCAAGGUGACCUUAUUAUUGGGGCAGACGGAGUGAAAUCGGUCAUCAGGCAGGAACUGCUCUAUCCCUGUAGAGAUAAUACUCUUCUAAACCUUUUUGCACCUGUGUUCUGGGAGGCUAGUCAAUCAGUUGAGAGCUGGCGCGCAAACGGCAAAGCUUCUGACCUUGCGGAAAAGUUCAAAGAAUUUCCGAAACCCCUUCAGAAACUUCUUUUAAAAGACUCCAGUCCUGGAUUAUGGCAGAUUAGGGAUCGCAAUCCUGUACAAGGCUGGCACAAAGGCAAUGCUCUUUUAAUUGGCGAUGCAGCACAUCCCAUGCUUCCGCACCAAGGCCAAGGUGGCGCUCAAGCUAUUGAGGAUGCGGCCUCGUUACCUAUUUUCCUCCUUGACACUCCCCCAGAUAUGAGUUUAGCAGACCGUCUACAGCGUUUCGAAGAAUUUCGCUAUCCCCGAGUUACUGCCAUACAAGAGCGCUCUCGGCAACAAAAGCAAGGACCUAAACAGAGAGAGGGUAAACUUCCAAGUAUUGAAAUGUGGUCACAGAUUGACAAGCAGGUGUCAUACGACGUUGUCGGAGAAGCCAAGAAUGCAGUGCUUGAGCUGUCUGGGAGUAAAUAG
This is a messenger RNA of Morchella sextelata, 1077 nucleotides long. RefSeq lists its product as uncharacterized. Gene Ontology annotation, molecular function: monooxygenase activity; FAD binding. The record is from RefSeq and is a predicted model, not a curated record. Bases 1 to 1077 code for a protein of 358 amino acids. Lineage: Eukaryota; Fungi; Ascomycota; Pezizomycetes; Pezizales; Morchellaceae. The transcript has 5 exons.